Messenger RNA from Didymosphaeria variabile, 1698 nucleotides. RefSeq lists its product as uncharacterized. NCBI's taxonomy places the organism in Eukaryota, Fungi, Ascomycota, Dothideomycetes, Pleosporales, Didymosphaeriaceae. The transcript has a single exon. The coding region runs from base 1 to 1698 and encodes 565 amino acids. The record is from RefSeq and is a predicted model, not a curated record.
AUGGACAGCCUUCCGCAAGAGCUGGUGGAGCGCAUUUGCGGCCUCUUGACCCGCAACGACCUGAAGAAUACGCUCACUCUUUCGCGAAGCUUUCAGUAUGCUUCAGAGCGAGCAUCUGGAGCUUACACAACGUUCGACUUGAACUCAGAAAACACACAAGACUUCAAACAGCUAUAUGCCGGCCGGCGGUGGGCGUACCUUCGACAUGUACGAUACCAGACGCACAUUCCAGCCUACGACGCAGAAACCGAGGACGACGAAUAUUACCAGAAGCAUCAUUGCCGUGAAUCAUCGCAGGAGCUUCAAAAAAAGGACGAGCAAUUCACUGAGCAGAUAAAGGACCUUUUUGACACCCUCAAACUUCUGGAAGGCAACGCAUCCGAAGGGAAACUGCAGGUCACCAUUUACGCACCAGUUCGGGAGGUCCGUGAGGCUAGUCCCCAUCGCAAGUGUAUAAGCUGGCGCCUUCACUUACUUUCUCCCGAAUCGCUUCCAAGUCUCGGCUCGGUACGAGCAUUGCGCAUCGAGGACCCCAGAAUCAUAUUCCCCUUGGAUGACGACAAGUCACUGCUUAAGAUUGACCUGCGGGUUAUUGUGGAUUUGGCUGUGAAAUUCCCUCAUUUGGAAUAUCUGGGCUGCAAACUCUUUGCUGGUAGCGGAUGGACGCCUUAUUACAACUCGGAAGCGCCUCGAACGUAUAGCCGCGAAUGGCCAGGCCCCCUACGUGAUACGCGCCUCGACUUUGCAAAAGCCAUUGAGGAUGCCAAUCUGCCUGCAACGCUGCGUGAGGCGCAACUUGACUUCCUUUGGCCCAUGACGUCGGCCGAGCGAAUUGACCAUGAUGAGAGGAUACCGAAUCUUGUAGGCUCGAAUGCGUAUGACCCAUUCAGCAACAGCUUGAGGUCUCUUUCGCAUCGCUUACGAAGGCUGGAGCUGAAGGCGGUUGCUGAUGCAAGUUUAUUCUGGCCCUCUAAUGGUUCCGCAUCUUACCCGAACCUGGAAAGCGUCUGUAUUGUGUUCCACAUGUCAACUCCAGCCGGACGUUGGUAUUUUGAUGGUCCUGAGGAUCUUGGCCAUGACAUUGAAGGAACUGAAGUUAACGAAAGAUCCUACCCUCCUCUGGAGGACACCGCAGACGAUAAGGCUCUCGAUGAAGAAGUCGAGGAUGACGGGCUGGACAUUGAAGUAGUCAACAGCAAACAGUUCCGCGUCCGACCGAACGACGAUGUCUUAACUCCAUUCCUGACCGCCUUCGCAAAAGCUGCCGCUGAGAUGCCUAAGUUGAAAGAAGCCUGCUUAUGGUGCCCACUCAGAUGGCAGGCGGGUGACAGCUAUGGAAACAGCGACGAGCUUGGAAAAGACAUCUCAAAAUGGCCCGAUCGACCUUUGGCUUGGGGUAUCACAUAUAUUGCACCAAAGACCUUCGGUUUUCACUUCGAAGGCCAGCACUUUUCGCAGUCGCGACAGCUAUUCUGGACUACUGGGCCGUGGCGGCCAAGUAAUGAACUUCACGAUCUCUUUGGUCGCAUCGGCGACCAGAAUGCGGAGCUUUUAGAGUAUUGGGGACUGGAAAACUACGGCAAAGAUAAGUUGGCUUUACGAGACGUCUUCGAUCAAUUUCAAAUCUACGGACGGCGGCACCCAGGUUGUGCAUGGCCUAUCGAUAAGUCAUUCAUUGUGCACAAGACACUGCAAUGA